Molecule: messenger RNA, 5937 nt
Organism: Bombina bombina (fire-bellied toad)
Lineage: Eukaryota; Metazoa; Chordata; Amphibia; Anura; Bombinatoridae
Gene: ADAMTS20
Product: ADAM metallopeptidase with thrombospondin type 1 motif 20
Biological process (GO): extracellular matrix organization; proteolysis
Cellular component (GO): extracellular matrix
Molecular function (GO): metalloendopeptidase activity; zinc ion binding
Source: RefSeq, a predicted model, not a curated record
AUAGUGAGGGCUGCAAGGGGGGAUCUGAGGGGCUCAGGCUGGGGGAAGAAGGAAGGGGUGGAAUCCUGUCAUAGUUCUUUCUCUUUAUUCACUUGAACUAUCUGAACAUGCUGGUUACAAAGUGGCUUGCCGGUCUCAUCUGUCAUCUUUGCGUUCUGCAAACUCGCUCUUGGGAAAGCCGUCUUCACCCCAAACAAGCCAGUUUCGUAAAGAACCUUCCAUCAUAUGAGAUUAUAACACCCACACGAAUAAAUGAUUUUGGGGAAGACUUUCCACACACUCAUCAUUUCCGAAGAAAGAAAAGAAGUCUAGAGACUAACGUCUCAGAACCACCUGUCCACAGGACGCAUUAUCGAUUCAGUGCUUAUGGACAGCUCUUCCAGUUCAACCUUACCAUGGACACCGAUUUUAUUGCCGACUCUUAUAGAGUUAUCCAUAUUGGAAACCAAAGUGAAUUUCAUUAUGACUUCUCAGACCUCAGACACUGCUUCUUCAAAGGACACGUCAAUGCUUUGGAAACCAAUACUGCUGUAUUUAGUCUAUGUGGGGGCAUGAUUGGAACUUUUAAAGCACAAGAUGGUGAAUAUUUUUUAGAGCCACUGAUCAAAACAGAUGGUGGGGACUAUGAAGAUGAGCUCAGUAAGCCGCACAUCAUCUACAAAAAUGAAAGAAAGAAUAAUGAUCCUUCUGUGAAUGCGCAUGCAAACUGUGACACCUCAGACCAUGUUAUGGAUGAAAAACUCUUACCGCUGCAUGUGUCAAGCAACUUAGGAAAGGACAUUUAUAAUUUCCAAAAUACUUAUUUUAUACCACACACAUUACCAAACAGGACACAGGAGGAAAAUGGAAACAAGUCACAUGUCCGAAGGAAACGUUUUCUCUCUUAUCCAAGAUAUGUAGAAGUCAUGGUAACAGCUGAUGUUAAAAUGGUUCGGCAUCAUGGAAGAAAUUUACAGCACUACAUUUUAACACUAAUGUCAAUAGUUGCUUCAAUUUAUAAAGAUCCUAGUGUUGGGAAUCUCAUAAACCUCAUGAUUGUAAAGCUUAUUGUGAUUCACAGUGAACAGGAAGGUCCAACAAUCACUUUUAAUGCAGCAACAACACUACACAAUUUUUGUGUUUGGCAAAAAACUCAGAACGUAGCUGAUGAUUCUCACCCUUCUCAUCAUGAUACAGCAAUACUCCUUACAAGGGAAGAUAUAUGUAGAGCCAGAGAUAAGUGUGAUACCUUAGGUUUGGCCGAGCUGGGUACAAUAUGUGAUCCCUUUCGAAGUUGUUCCAUAAGUGAAGAAAAUGGACUUGGUGCUGCAUUUACAAUAGCACAUGAACUGGGACAUGUAUUUAAUAUGCCUCAUGAUGAUAGCCUAAAAUGCAAAGAAACAGGUGCUAAGAACGAUUUUCACGUGAUGGCAGCAACCUUAAAUUACCAUACAAAUCCAUGGACCUGGUCAAAAUGCAGCCAGAAAUAUAUCACAGAGUUUCUAGAUACUGGUUAUGGGGAAUGCCUCCUAGAUAAGCCCAAUGGAAGAAUCUAUGAUCUUCCACAUCUACUCGCAGGUGUAAUAUACAAUGCAAAUAAACAAUGUGAAUUAAUGUUUGGCGCUGGGUCACAAGUAUGUCCUUAUUUGAAACAAUGCAAACGACUGUGGUGCACUAGUGUGGAAGGUGUACAUAAGGGUUGUCGCACUCAACAUAUGCCUCUGGCAGAUGGAAGUGAUUGUGGUCACGGAAUGCAUUGCCGUGGUGGUCUUUGUGUUAACAAAGAGAUUGAUACGCGUACUGUUGAUGGUGAAUGGGGAUCGUGGAGCCCCUACAGUUCUUGCUCGAGAAGCUGUGGUGGUGGAAUCAAAACUACUUCCAGAGAUUGCAAUCAUCCAAAGCCAAAAAAUGGUGGGAAAUAUUGUGUAGGGAGGAGGAUGAAAUUUCGAUCAUGUAACACUGAGACUUGUUCAAAAGUAAGGAGAGAUUUCCGAGAUGAGCAGUGUUCAAAUUUUGAUGGAAAACAUUUCAACAUCAAUGGCUUGACAACCAAUGUGCGUUGGAUCCCAAAGUAUAGUGGCAUUCUUAUAAAAGAUCGUUGCAAGCUUUUUUGCCGUGUAUCUGGAUCAGCAUCCUACUACCAGCUGAAAGACAGAGUCAUAGAUGGUACACCUUGUGGACCUGACAGUGAUGACCUGUGUGUUCAAGGAUUAUGCAGGCAAGCUGGCUGUGAUCAUGUAUUGAAUUCCAAAGCAAGAAAAGAUAAAUGUGGAGUCUGUGGGGGUGAUAAUUCCUCGUGUAAGACCAUGGCUGGCACUUUCAAUAAUGCACAAUACGGUUACAACUCCAUCGCCAGAAUUCCUAUGGGGGCAACGAAUAUUGACAUACAACAGCAUAGCUAUUCUGGACGACCUGAUGAUGACAACUACCUGGCAUUAUCUGACAGUCAAGGCAAUUUCGUUCUCAAUGGUAAUUUUGUUGUGAGCAGAUUUAAAAAGGAAGUAAAUAUUAAAGGUGUCACUUUGGAAUACAGUGGAUCAGACAGCACAGUAGAGCGAAUCAAUUGCACAGAUCGACUUGAGGAAGAAAUAAUUCUACAGGUAUUGUGUGUAGGAAACUUAUACAACCCUGAUGUACGAUAUUCCUACAGUAUUCCCAUUGAAGAUAAAAUUGACCAAUUUACAUGGGACCCUAAAGGUUCUUGGCAAAGCUGCAACAAGAUGUGUCAAGGAGUUCGACGAAGAAAAAUGAUGUGCAUUCGCAAGAAUGAUCGUGUUAAUGUUUCUGAACAGAGAUGUGAACAUUUGCCUCGCCCUGAAGUACUUACAGAGCCAUGUAAUAAUGAUUGUCAGUUUAGGUGGCAUGUAACCGGCAAAAGUGACUGCACAUCACAGUGUGGGCCAGGAUAUCGAACACUAGAUAUACGCUGUAUAAAAUAUUCAUCUGGAAAAGGACUUAGUACCCCCAUGGAUGAUAAGUUAUGUGGAAACCAAGCGAAACCUUCACAUAGAGAACCUUGCCAUGGAGACUGUCACUUAUCGAGCUGGCAUUAUACAGAAUGGUCACAGUGCUCUCGAAGCUGUGGAAGAGGGUUACAGUCCAGAGAAGCUUACUGCAUGAACAACUUUGGCCGUCGAAUGAGUGACCGAGAAUGCAAUGAACAUCUCAAAAUUGUUACUCAGAGCUGCAGUGAUCAUUCAUGUCCUGUCUGGUCCACAAAUGAAUGGAGUGAAACAUUAUAAAAUUAACAGUGUCUGGUGACCUGUGGUAAAGGGCACAAAACGUCGGCAUGUGUCAUGCAGCUUAAUGACGAACAACUGAAAGAUAGUUAUUGUGAUCCAAACAGCAAACCUGAAUCAGUUAAAUCUUGUGAGCUUCCAGAAUGCGCAUCAUGGCAAAUGGGACCUUGGUGACCUUGUACUUCUACAUGUGGGCAUGGAUAUCAGAUGCGCACAAUAAGAUGCAUCUCAGGGGCCUAUGGGUCUUCAUUGGAUGAAGGAGAAUGUAAUGCUGCAUCCCGUCCUACAGAAAGCCAGGAUUGUGAAAUGCCACCUUGUCAAAGGGGAUUUGCCUGUGGUUUACAACAUCAUCUCCUUUUUGAUCAAAGGUACACACAGUGGAGAUAUGGAUCAUGGACUCCUUGUUCUGCUUCCUGUGGAAGAGGUAAUCGUGCUCGCUAUGUGAGCUGCAGAGAUGCAUAUGGUGGUGUUGCAGAUGAAUCAUAUUGUGUUCAUCUACCGCGGCCAGCUGAAGUUUCAACUUGCUUUACUUCUUGUGGAGAAUGGCAAUCAGGGGACUGGUCUCCUUGUCCAGUAACUUGUGGAAGUGGAAAAGUAAUGCGACAGGUAGUUUGUGUCAGUUACCAUCAAAGGAUUGAAGACAAUAACUGUGAUCCUGAUAGCCGACCCAUUAAUGAGCAAGAUUGUAUUAUGAGCUCCUGCAACCUGUUCAAUCAUUACCCUAAUAAUUAUGAUCAUCCAAUGAGAAUCCCGCAUCAUGAAAAUCCCCAAAUUCACAGGGGGCAUAAUAUACUUGACAACCAAAGAGACAAAGCUUCUGCCCAAGAAAAACAGUGGAGAACGGGUCCUUGGGGAGCAUGUAACUCCACCUGUGCAGGUGGAUUUGAACGCAGGGCUGUAGUGUGCCAAGACGAAGAGGGAAGGAAGAGUGAUAUGUGUGACCAAGCAUCUAGACCAGCAGAAUCAAGGCAUUGUGACUCAGGACCUUGUCCUCGUUGGAACCAUGGAAGCUGGGAGAGGGUAAUCUUUUGUACACAGACGUGUGGAGGUGGGAUGAAAACAAGACUCGUCAUUUGCCAGAGUAUAAAUGGACACGUUUUGGAUGAUCACAACUGUGAAAUCCUUGAUAAACCACCAAAUGUGGCCCAGUGUAACACACAUGCAUGCCCUGCUGAUGCUUCAUGGCAUCCAGGACCGUGGAAUUCGUGUUCAGUCACAUGCGGUAAGGGAGUAAAAGAGAGAGAGGUGCACUGUGUUAUGAAAGAACAAGGGAAAGUGGAAGAGAAGAACUGUGAAUAUUUACGAAAGCCUCGUGUGCAGAAAGUCUGUAGAGCAGGCAGAUGUCCUUCAUGGAAGGUUGGAAAUUGGAACAAGUGUUCUGUAACAUGUGGAGUUGGAAUCCAUCACAGGGAAGUGUAUUGUAGAGUAAAAGGCCAAGGCCAUGUUCAAGAAACACUCUGCAAUCAGAGUACUCGUCCAGAAAGUGAGAAAAGCUGCUGGCUUCCUGACUGUGUCCGGUACUAUUGGAUGGCAGAUGAAUGGCCAGAUUGUUCAACAGACUGUAAGAAUGGUGAAGCCAGAAGAACGGUGAAGUGUGUGGAUAUCAGCAGAAGAUAUGUCAGUGAAAGCUACUGUGAUCCAACCACAAAACCAUCUUCUACAAGAAAAUGCAAGAAUGUGCCCUGCAAGUACAUUGUAGUCACGGAGGAUAUAUCACAGUGUACUGGUCUGUUCUGUUGGUCUGGCUACAAGCAAAAAAUAACUUAUUGCAAGAAAGUGCAACCCACCAAUCAUCAAUAUCAGUUUGGUGUCAGAACUAUACGCUACAAAAACUGCCCAAUUCGACCUUACACAUUUGAUCAUAAGUGCAAAGGGAAAAACUGUGUACAAUUAGCCGGCUGGAGAGUUGGAAAAUGGAACAAGUGUUCUGUAACAUGUGGAGUCGGAAUCAUCGAGAGGAGGGUGGUAUGCAUGUCAGAAGAUGGUUCUCCAAGUGAACUAUGUUCAUCGCAUGUGAAACCUCCUGCAAGAAAGACAUGCGUGUCAAGGCACUGUAAUUUCAAAAGCUGCAGAGAAAUACGCCUAUUGAAUAAUAUUCAAAAUGAUGGGGAAUAUACAUUAACAAUCAAUAAUCGCAAAGCAAAGGUUUACUGUUCAGGAAUGCAGUCAGGCAGUCCAAAGGAAUAUGUAACAUUGGUUAAAGGAGAAGCAGACAAUUUUUCUGAAGUAUUCGGAUACAGACUCAAAAAUCCAUACGAAUGCCCUUUUAAUGGUAGCAGAAAACAAGACUGUGCAUGCAAGAACGAUUAUCUGGCUGCUGGAUAUACUGCCUUUACUAAAAUAAGGCUGGACAUCAUCUCAAUGCAAAUUAAAACUACAGAUCUUCUCUUUGCUCACACUCUUCUUGGACGAGCUGUUCCAUUUGCCACUGCAGGAGAUUGCUAUAGUGCUGCCAAAUGUCCACAGGGGCAAUUCAGUAUAAACCUUUCUGGCACGGAUUUUAGAAUAUCAAAUACAGUGCAGUGGAUUGCUCAAGGGAAUUAUGCAACUGUUAAUGUACAUAGAUCACAGGAUGGGGCAAAAAUCUAUGGAAGAUGUGGAGGAUAUUGUGGAAAAUGUGUUCCUCAUUCAAGUGUUGGUCUCCAGGUCCAAGUGCAUUAAAUACAUUCAACAAAUUUCAGACUCCGGUGCUAAUAAACAAAACAGACAUUGCCUUUUU